CGCACGUUAUCAAGGGGCGUUACUCUAGUACGAUAAAUUCCAGGAAGUAAGAAAGCAUUUCAUGUUUCCUCAUGUAGCUUGUUGAAUUACAAAAGUUGUGUAAAACAACUUAAAUAUUUGUUUACUUUUAAAUUUGUUUUAGCGGCUUCUGUACAUGGCAGCACCGGGGAUGGCGAGUCGGCCGAUGUCAAAAGUUGAGCUACGAAUCUCAUGUAGAAAAUUAAUAAACAAAGACAUAACCUCAAAAUCUGAUCCAUGUGCUGUGUUGUAUGUGAAUCAAGGAACUCAGUGGAUUGAGCAUGGUAGAACAGAGAAUGUACAGAACUGUUUAGAUCCAGACUUUGCCAAGGCAUUUUCUAUAGAUUAUAUGUUUGAAGAGGUUCAGAAGGUGAAGGUUGCAGUAUAUGACCUUGACAAUUCUACACCACAACUCGGAGAUGAUGAUUUCUUGGGACAGAUUGAAUGUACUCUGGGACAGAUUGUUGCAGCCAGCCCUUUUCAAAAGCAGCUAGUCUUGAAGAAUGGUAAACCUGCAGGGGAAGGCAAAAUUCUAAUCAGGUCGGAGGAGGUAAAGGAAGGAGGAGAAGUUGCUGUUUGUACAUUUAAAGCUAGAAAACUGGAAAAUAAGGAUUUCCUUGGUAAAUCAGAUCCAUACCUAGAGAUAUUGCGAGGCAAUCCAGACGGAAGUUGGCAGGUGGUUCAUAGAACAGAGGUGGUGAAAAAUAAUCUGAAUCCACACUGGCGUCAAUUCACAAUACCAGUCCAUACCCUGUGUGGAGGAGAUAAAUCAAAACCAGUCAAGUUUGAUGUAUAUGAUUGGGACAGUGAUGGAUCACAUGACAUGAUUGGAGGGUUCACAGUUUCUGUAAAAGAUUUAGAGGCUUCCAUUGGCAAAGAGUUUCCGUGUGUAAACGAGCAUAAGAAGGCAAAGAAGAAGAAGUAUGAUAACUCUGGUUUUGUUAUUGUUGAUUCCUUCAAGGUGAAGAAAGUUCCAUCAUUUUUGGAGUUUAUCUAUGGAGGCAUGCAGAUCAAUUUUACAGUUGGUGUAGAUUUUACAGGUUCCAAUGGGGAUCCUACAUCACCUGGAUCUUUGCACUACAUCAACCCAUACCAACCUAAUGAAUACAUGCAGGCAAUACAGGCUGUAGGAGCUGUAUGUCAGGAUUAUGAUACAGACAAGAUGUUCCCAGCUUUAGGAUUUGGAGCCAGGAUUCCUCCAGAUAAUAAAGUAUCACAUGAGUUUGCCAUGAACUUUAACCCCCAGAAUCCUUUCUGUGCAGGUAUACAGGGUAUUGUACAAGCGUACCAGAACUGUGUUCCACAGAUCCAGCUAUGGGGACCAACCAAUGUUUCCCCUAUAAUUCACCAUGUCGCCAGGUUUGCGGAGGCUGCUCAAAAAGAGGAACAGAGUAAAGGGGCUCAUGCCUACUUUGUCCUGUUACUACUAACAGAUGGUGUUAUAACAGAUAUGGAUGAUACUAGACGAGCAAUAGUUCAUGCCUCAGCUCUGCCAAUGUCCCUUAUUAUUGUUGGUGUGGGUGGUGCUGAUUUCGCUGACAUGCAAAUGUUAGAUGGAGACGAUGGGGUCCUUAAAGCUCCGAAUGGUCAACCUGUGCACAGAGAUAUCGUGCAGUUUGUACCGUUCAGGGAUUUUAAGAGAGUAAGUGAUGCUUCAUCAGCAGCAGAGUUAGCUAAGCAUGUGUUAGCCGAGGUACCACAGCAGGUAACACACUACUACAGUUGGAGAGGAAUGCAGCCUAACCAACCCAGACCUCAAACUACAUAGAGCUCUCAGAAUGCACAGACCCUACAAGACUUUAACUUGCUGUAUGCAUUAGGCAAUAACAUGAAAGACUUUAAGAAAUUUAAAAGAAAAAAAAGAAGUCAUAGUGGAUUUUGAUACGCAAGUUUCAGGUUUUUCAGUGUAUGCUAUAGACCUAUGUUCUGUCUCGUCAAUACAUUUUGUUUUCCUAUCUUCAUUCAAACAGUCUAUCCGUCCAGUAUUCUGUUUACCACAUUUCCUUAUAGAAUUUAUUCGGUCUCUACCUUGGCAUUUAUUCUCUCAGCAAAUUGGCAUUUUUGAAAUUUUACAUUGACUUGUAUGAUUAGCAGAACAAAAAGUUUGCAAUAUGAAGUAGCGUUACCUGUAAGUGAUACAUGAUACAUGAUUCUUGUUGCUUUUUUUUUUUUGUAUUUUUACAGUACUUUACAGUACUUUAUUUUAUUGACAGUACUUCCAAGGGUGUUUGUUUUUUUUACCAGUAAAGUUCUUGAUGAACAUCUUGUGACAGGGAAUUCGGGGACCAGUGUAUAUUAAUCCUUAAUUUGACUAACAUUUUAGAAACUGUCUCAAAUAAAAACACUGUGUAAAAGCGCAGGCAUUAUUUUAGUACACAGUGUAUAAUUUUUAUAUGGAUAAAAUCAGAGUCAUGGAUUAUACCAGUAUGGUGUUUGUCUAAUGUUUCAAUUGUCUUUUCUCUCUCUCUUUCUAAUUAGGAAUGAAGUAUGACAUAUUUUCUUCGUAAUAUGUAAUGGAUGUUAUUGUAGAUAUAACUGCUUUUGGAAUCAGAGACAGGAUUGGACAGGGAAGAUAAUGCGGGAAAACUAUUUAUUGUGUGUAUUGUCAGUUUUGUAAUUGUUUGCCAGACAGAUCAUUUGUAAUCAAAUUUAAGUGGUAGUCAUAUUUCGAAUUGAUUGUUAAAAACUAUUUCAUUGUUAUAAAAUAUUUUUAUUGUGAUAAGUGAUUUUAUCAAUAUAUUAAUUUUGCAAAUUUAAAAAAGAUACAGAUAACAUUUUUAAAAAAAUAAAGUGUCUAUGCAUUUCAUCUUACUUAGAACUUGCAGCAUUUUUUAUAUUUAUAGAGCCUGGUAAUUUUCAGACACAGUUUUAUGUCGGGUUUAUUUUUGACUAUUUUAUUAAGAGGCUGGUCUGUUAUGUCAUUAUCUCAUUUUCUAGUGUUUAUUAAUCUUUUAUACAUUGUUAUUUAUAAAAAAAGACUUACAUAAUGUUAUAUAUAUAUGCAUGUGAAAAUGGUGUUUGUUAGAAAUUUUGUAUUUACUGGAUUUUACAUUCAUAUGGUGAAACAUACGAUGUCAUGUCAUUUCUGCAGUAGAGAUAUUACUCUACCAAAGAAACCAUAUAUAUUUCUUGACGUAUAACAAUAAUUUUAUUCAUUACUACUCAUUUAUGCUUAUGAAUGGUUAUACAUGUGUUCUUUAGCACAGUGAACAACAGAUAUCAAAAUUAUGUCACUCAGCCAAUACGAAAUUUACACAACAGAAUGGAUAACAUUUGACAUUUAAGGUAUAAUUGUAAAUGAAACAAGAGAUAUGCAAUGCAUGUCAGAUCAUCACAGUGAACAAGUGUGUGACGUUUCAAUCCAUUCCCAUUAGUGGGUACUGAAAUACAAGCUGACAUGCAAAAACUAAACCAAAAAUUGCUAAGUCUAAAAUGAGGCAUGAUUUUGUGAAAUAGCAAAGUAGAGUUAUGGAACCUGUACAGUGCUUGUCAGAUCAUGACAGUGAACAAGUGUUUGAAGUUUCAGUCAACCACCAUUAGUGGGUAUUGAGAUACCAGCUUACAUACAAAUCUUAACCAAAUUGGGACACCGACGCAUGGGUGAGUCCAAUAGCUAGAACUUGUUCCUUGAACAGUCGAGCUAAUGAAAUACUAAAGUACUAAGUUGGAACAAUAUAAUCGACCGGAAGAAAUCAUACAAGAAGAAUAUCCUUAAUAUGAGUGUUCUCUCAAAUAAAAUGAGUUGUACUUUCAUUAUCUUUUAUACCAAAGACCAGUAAAAUGUUCAAGCAUCAUUUACUACAAUUUCUAUCCAACCAUGUUGUCUCGAACAAUAUAGCAUAAAAGCUAGAAUUGGAAGUUUGUAAGUUUUGAGUCCAAAGCAUAGAGUAUAAUCUCCAUUCUGCUUGAUGGAAGACUUUACAUCUAAGAUUCUUCUCCACUUUUCAUUUAUGUGGGGAGUGUGUAUGUUACUUGCAGAGAAUAGGUAAAUACUUGGGAGAAAUCUAAGGGAUACUGGUUAUUAUUGGCAGUACAUAAUUGAAAAGCUGUUGAAAAAAGGCCUUAGACAGAAUAAAAGUCAUUUGUUGACGAAUGGUUUUUGCAUUUUCUGUUUAGAGAGUAUUCUAUUUUUAACUUGUUUUUAUUGCAGACACAAAAUACAACUGGUUUCUUUCAGUAGAGUUUGAGGAUUAUAUUUAUUAUAUUACUUACCAAAAUUAAAGGGUAAAUUCUGAAAUAGUAGUUAUCAUCGAGCAGGUCCAGACUAUCUAUUACUUGAGAUAGAGAAAACAAGUGCUUGGGAAAAUAUGUAUUAUAUACUCAAUAAGUUCUUGAAAAAAAAGACAAUUUCUUGAACAAAUUAGUGUGUGUUUCAAAAUAUUUUGAUGAUUUACAAAGUGCUUAAAAAAACAAGGUUUUGGAAAAAAAGAUUUGAAUUUGUAUUGUCUUUUGAAAAUAAGCCACAAGUGCUUCCCAUUUGCUUCAGAAAGCAAGUGCAUGCCAAAAUACUUAUGCACAAUGUAUUUAAUUACAAGUUUUAACCAAAUAUCUUUAGUAAUUGAAUAAUGCUUGUGAAAAGAUCUUGCCGUAAAAUAUGUAUAAUGGUUGCUUUGAAAAUGCUUGAGGGAAAUUUAUCAGCUGUUUUAAAGAAUUAAAGUUUUGGCAAUUUUAUUGUCCGCAGUUCUCGACUCCUCAGAAAUGUAUUAAAUAAAAUUAGACUUAUUUAUGUGUCAUCUAUGUUACUAUAGUUACUUUUAUAUUGAAAUGUGUGUUUACUUAUAUUUAAGCCACAUCAAGGGCUGAUUUAGAUGGUAAUUUAACUUAUAAUUACAUGUUUCUUAUACAUGUUUAUAUUAAAGUCUUCUUAUUUAUUAAGAAUAAAUAUAGUUCUUACUAA
Molecule: messenger RNA, 4915 nt
Organism: Mercenaria mercenaria
Lineage: Eukaryota; Metazoa; Mollusca; Bivalvia; Venerida; Veneridae
Product: copine-3-like
Exons: 15
Coding region: 155-1786 (543 amino acids)
Biological process (GO): cellular response to calcium ion
Cellular component (GO): plasma membrane
Molecular function (GO): calcium-dependent phospholipid binding
Source: RefSeq, a predicted model, not a curated record